AUGCGGGGCACGGAAGCGGUGGACGAGGAUUACAAGGACGUUGAAUCGCCCACCGACAUCGCUGGUGUCAAGGUGGUGGAUGUGGCGGGUGAUCGCAGCUUCGUCCGGAUCGGAAGCGACCUUCCUUUCUUCGGCGUCUCCCGUGCCCGAGAGCAGGCGGCAUCCCGGGCAGCACACAGUGCGGGCUUGGCGCCAGAAGUGAGGUGGACCUCGCCAGAUGCCAUGGUUGUCGACUUCGUCGAUGGCCGGGCGCUGACGGAGGAUGAUCUCCACGAAGCCGGCCGUAGCGGCCCAGACAGCAAGGUCCUGGUAGCCUUGGCGAAAGCCCUUCGGACGCUUCAUGCAUCCCCAGUGCCAUCUGAGCUGGAGGCGUUUCUCAAGGAGGUCGGCGACGUCGGAUGGGGCGGACCCCACUUAGCAAAGUGGCUGUCCUACGCCGAGGAGAAAGGCUACAACCGCCUUCCACUUCUUCCCGGACUUCGGGACCUAAUCGCUGAGCUGGAAGCGAUAGCAGGUCCACUGGGGCCGAACACCUUCUGUCACUUCGACCUCCUCGCUGACAACUUGGUGUUGAAGAAGGACGGUAGCAUCCUGCUCGUUGACUUUGAGUAUUCUGCUCCCGGGCAGCCCUUCAUGGACUUAGCGGUUUUGGCCAUGGGAUGCAGCUUGACGGCAGACGAGGAGAGCAGCCUCCUCUCCGCCUACCUCGGGAAGGAGCUCACCGAGUCUGACCACUAUCGCUUCAAGGCCGUCCGAGUGCUUGCGGCACUGCGGGAAACCUUCUGGGGCGUCACAGCGGAGCUCAGCCAAAGCUCUGCUUUGACCCCCGAAGAAGCCAUCGCCUAUGCCGACAUGAACUUUGGCAAGUUCACUUCCUUGCGCGAGGAGUUCCGCUCUCUGGUGCCACCCUCCUAG
Symbiodinium sp. CCMP2592 is the source of this 915-nucleotide messenger RNA. Lineage: Eukaryota; Dinophyceae; Suessiales; Symbiodiniaceae. The record is from the annotation of a GenBank genome assembly.